CCAAACCAUUUCCCGCUCGUCUACUAAUGAACACUAUUGAACUGAUACAUAACUAAUGCACUAUCCCGAGAGGGCAACUCCCCACCCGUAGCAAAUAUGCUAUGUUCUGCCAAUUCUGAUAAGCAAAUAAUCAAAGAAAUUGCGGUGUGGCUAUAAAUAUAAAACGACGUCUAUGACCUAUCAUCAGACAGUGGAAGAUCGUUCGCUACUAACUACUAAGGAGUUUAGUGUAAGUGACAGUGUGAGCAUAAGUGCAAGUUUUUAUAGUGAUCAUUAGACACACACAGUCAAGAUGAUUCUGGUGGACACAUGCGUGUUUCGGUUAAGAACGAUUUUAGUGAUCGGUUUAGUGAUCGCGAUGAGACAGUGCUCUGGGCAGUUAUAUCGAUCAGAGAGCGCUGAAGUAGGUCGACGGGUUAAAAACUAUGACAGCCAAAACCAGCAGCAGCCGGCACACGAGCUUGGCUUCGGGUAUUACUACCAAGGUGAUAUUAUGCUGCCGACCGAGCCCAAAGGCCAGGACCGGCUGUCGGUGGCCGAGGAGUACACGUCCACCGUAUGGCCGAACGGGAUCGUACCGUACUACAUCGCGCCGAACACAUUCUCACUGAACGAGAUCUUCACAAUCGAACGCGCCAUGCAGGUGUUUCACGCGAAAACGUGCGUCCGGUUUGUGCCGCGGAGGCCGGAAACGCCGUACUUUGUGCAGAUCACGAACCGACCGACCGGCUGCUAUUCGUUUAUAGGUCGUUCAUUAAACAACACCCGGAAUUUGAUGAAUCUGCAGACGCCCGCGUGUCUGACCGGCGGUACCCCGAUGCACGAGAUGAUGCACGUUCUCGGCUUUUUCCACGAGGUGAGCCGGCCCGAUCGGGACGACUACAUCUACGUCAACCGAAGCGCCCUUAUACCGAAAUUUCAAACGGAUACGUUCUAUGAGAGCAAUUUGGCUAAAUAUGAUCAAUUUGUAGAGACAUACAACAUUGGCUACAACUAUGGCAGCGUUAUGCAUUACUCGCGGUAUGCGGGCGCAAGCGAUCGUAGAUAUCCGGUGCUGGUGAACCGGAAACCAUAUGAUAAGCCGGACUUUGGCAACAACACGCUCAGCCCGUCCGACAUUGAGGGCAUCAAGUUUCGGUACUGCCGCAAUGCGAGCGGUAUCUAUAGGCUCAACUGGUUGCAACAGAUUCCCACCACCGUCCUUGGAUCACGACCCGUUUGAGAGGAUAAAGCAGA
Anopheles gambiae (African malaria mosquito) is the source of this 1236-nucleotide messenger RNA. Its product is annotated as hatching enzyme 1.2-like. Gene Ontology annotation, biological process: proteolysis. Lineage: Eukaryota; Metazoa; Arthropoda; Insecta; Diptera; Culicidae. Gene Ontology annotation, molecular function: zinc ion binding; metalloendopeptidase activity. The transcript is spliced from 5 exons. Bases 293 to 1222 code for a protein of 309 amino acids. The record is from RefSeq and is a predicted model, not a curated record.